AUGUCAAACUGCAACUUCUUCCAGGUCGGAAUUUCCGAUGUUUUUUUUUCAAAGGUUUUUGAUUUGCCCAAUAACGAUUUCUCUACAGAACGUGAACAUCGUGUCAAGACUCGCAUCGUUCGCUCAACGACGUCACCGAAAUACGAUGAGCAGUUCACAAUGUACGGGGUGACCAGCGAACAGAUCACGCUCAGCACCUUGCACUUCCAGGUUGUUGCUUUCGAUCGAUACAGUCGCGACACAGUCGUCGGCGAGUGCGUCUACAGACUUGCUGAUGCUGAACUAAUGCUCUACCAGGAGAUGAGAGUAGAACUUGCACUUCAACCGCGUGCAUCUGAUUGUGUUGCGGCUCGAGGAGAGCUUCUCCUCUCUCUGACUUAUCAGCCAGCUUUCAACAAUCUGACCGUGGUCGUGCUCAAGGCUCGCGGCCUAAGUAGAAACGAAACUGGAGCUGCAGACCCAUACGUGAAGCUCUACCUGCGUCGCGAAAAUGGCGAGCGAAUUGUGAAGAAGAAAACGCACGUUCGCCGCGCUACCGUAAACCCGGUCUACAACGAGUCGUUUGUCUUCGAAUUACCCGAGACCAAAAUGGAUAACUGCGUCAUCGAUCUGCAGGUGAUAAACCAUGACCGAUCGAACCGCAACGACGUCAUUGGUCGCGCGCUUCUGAACUUGGAAGACCAGCACGUCGUGGAAGUACUGGAAAACCCCGGACGUCAAGUGGCACAAUGGCACCAUCUCGACUGA
Molecule: messenger RNA, 747 nt
Organism: Ostertagia ostertagi
Lineage: Eukaryota; Metazoa; Nematoda; Chromadorea; Rhabditida; Trichostrongylidae
Source: the annotation of a GenBank genome assembly